Bipolaris victoriae FI3 is the source of this 168-nucleotide messenger RNA. RefSeq lists its product as hypothetical. The transcript has a single exon. The annotation marks the transcript as partial. Lineage: Eukaryota; Fungi; Ascomycota; Dothideomycetes; Pleosporales; Pleosporaceae. The record is from RefSeq and is a predicted model, not a curated record.
GACGGAUGCAGGGACGUAGUCGGUCGAGUGGCAUCAGGUUUGGCGCGGCGGCUAAAAACAACGUCAAGACUCAUCGGGACAUGCACAUGCACAUGCAGGACAGGACAGGAUCUGGAAGCUGGGGGAACUCGUGUUGCAGGCCGGCAUAUUGACUGCGUAAUGAGCUAG